AUGAACAGUCGCAAAUGGGUGGCCCAAACACUUUCAUCCCCUACACCAGUACGUAAUGUCACAACUGACGAUAUCGAGUCAACAUCAAGUAUGGCCUAUAAAGACCUGUUGUUGACACGUGCAUAUGACGACGGCAAUACCUCAGAGACGCACAAGGGUAAGAAUAUCAUGGAAGGAAUAUCGACAAAGAACGUUCGGGAACACGAUAGACGUUGGCAAUUAGAAAAAAGUAGAUGGCGAAGUGCGAGACAGAGGUCACUGCUUCAGCCUUGGCAUCGCCUUGAACAAGACUUUGAACUGGUAUCAGCUCAAUUACUUAAAGGACGAUACCCGAACCAAUGUUGUGAUGUUCAGGGUCACCACGAUGACCAACAAAAUCAACAUCAUAUAUCGUCUCUUUCAGAAGCAGGACCAACCGUAGCUUCCAUGCUGAUGGUAGAGAGCAGGCAAAACUCCAUCAAGCGACAGCGAAGCCAAACCGGUACCCCGAUGGAGGUGAACAGUCCUUCCCAAGAGGUAAAUAAUGGAGAAAACAGGGAGAGUAGCAAGGAUGACUCUGUUUUGAGGCAAUCCCCGCCGCCACCACCACCAUUACGUCCAGUCUCCUUUGUUUCUCCGCUUUCUCUGAAUGGGAAAACAGAACACUCUCUAGAUGAGAGUACACCGAAGGAAGAGGAGGAAUCUAUGCUGUUUCAACCUACUGGCACCAAUGGUGGUCCCAUGCCAUCAGAUGUUGCAGGUCUACCGCCUCGUUGUGUCUCUUCUGUCUCACCUGAGGCACUUCAGUCACGCAGCAUUAACACCCAGAAAGGAACCGUACGAGGAAAAACUGGGUAUGAUAUCUUAUCUACAUCAGACGAUUUCAGAGCUGUCUCUCCACCUUUGUAUAUUAUUACUCCCCCAAAUUCUGCACUUUCAGCUGAUGUAACGCCUAAUCCUCGUUUUGAGCGUAGUAAUGAAAAUCGUAAAGAAGCUGAAAAUGAAGGAGAGCAGGAUAAGAAAAAACAAAAGAGAAGGUUUUCAAGAGAACGUUACCCUGUUCGAACAGGUUUGAUGACCCCGUCAGUGGCAUGCGUCCUACAAACACCACCAUGGAAAACAGUGGAGCAACGUUCACCACUACCAAAGAACCGUAUGAUUCUCACACCACCUCGUCCAUCAAUUGCAAAUGUGUCAACAGAUUUUGAAGUUGUAUCAUCAGUAUCACCUGUUUUUUCGGUUAGAGAGUUGGUUGCACAAAAGUCUCAAGAGUCUUGCCCACCAUGUACUCCAGAAAAGGAAAAUACUACAGGUGUCAGUUCACCAUCGCGCCUAAAAGAUUCUAUCAUCGAUACAUGGCAAGGAUUAAGCGCAUAUUAUAAACGUUCUACAGGACUAAAAACCCCUGUUGUACCUUUAUUAUUGAAAAAGACUUGA
Trypanosoma theileri is the source of this 1416-nucleotide messenger RNA. RefSeq lists its product as uncharacterized. The coding region runs from base 1 to 1416 and encodes 471 amino acids. The transcript has a single exon. Lineage: Eukaryota; Euglenozoa; Kinetoplastea; Trypanosomatida; Trypanosomatidae. The record is from RefSeq and is a predicted model, not a curated record.